GGGGCGGCUGGUGCUGGUGCGCGCGGGGCCGGUGUCGGGCUGCGGAGGGGGCGCGUACCAUGAGUUUUCUAGGAAACCUUUUCGUUCCUGUUUGUGAGAUUGAUGUUGUACUUAAUGAUGCUGAAACACGAAAACCAGCAGAAAUCAAAACAGAAGAUGGUAAAGUAGAAAAACAUUUUCUCUUCUACGAUGGAGAGUCUGUUUCAGGAAAGGUGAACGUCUCGCUUAAACAUGGGAAGAGACUAGAGCACCAAGGAAUUAGAAUUGAAUUUGUAGGACAAAUUGAACUCUUCAAUGACAAAAGCAAUACCCAUGAAUUUGUAAACUUAGUGAAAGAACUGGCCUUACCUGGAGAACUGACCCAAAGCAGAAACUAUGACUUUGAAUUCAUGCAGGUUGAAAAGCCAUAUGAAUCCUAUAUUGGUGCCAACGUCAGACUGAGGUAUUUUCUAAAAGUGACAAUCGUGAGACGGCUGUCAGACUUGGUGAAGGAAUAUGAUCUGAUUGUUCACCAGCUUGCUACGUACCCAGAUGUGAACAACUCCAUCAAGAUGGAAGUAGGCAUUGAAGACUGUCUCCAUAUAGAGUUUGAAUACAAUAAGUCAAAGUAUCACUUAAAGGAUGUGAUUGUUGGAAAAAUUUAUUUCCUCUUAGUGAGAAUAAAAAUUCAGCACAUGGAGUUGCAGCUGAUCAAAAAGGAAAUUACUGGAAUUGGACCCAGUACCACAACAGAGACUGAAACCAUUGCAAAGUAUGAAAUAAUGGAUGGUGCACCAGUUAAAGGUGAAUCAAUUCCUAUAAGACUGUUCUUAGCAGGCUACGACCCAACUCCAACAAUGAGGGAUGUGAACAAAAAAUUUUCAGUGAGGUACUUCUUAAAUCUGGUGCUUGUGGAUGAAGAAGACAGACGAUACUUCAAACAGCAGGAAAUAAUUUUAUGGAGAAAAGCUCCCGAGAAGCUGAGGAAACAACGGACAAACUUCCACCAGCGAUUUGAAUCUCCAGAGUCACAAGCAUCUGCUGAGCAACCCGAAAUGUGAACUGGUCUAAGGUGAAAAACUUUGCAGUGCUUCAGCAGGUUAAAGAUGGCAAGCAGCCUGUGGGGAAAGAAGGCCAGAAUUCCCAUUACAACUGUCUUCCUUCAUCUUGCAGCGCUGCGUUUACCAUACUACUAAAGCGUUCUUCAG
Ficedula albicollis (Collared flycatcher) is the source of this 1187-nucleotide messenger RNA. It is a transcript of the gene VPS26A, whose product is annotated as VPS26 retromer complex component A. The transcript is spliced from 9 exons. Gene Ontology annotation, biological process: intracellular protein transport; retrograde transport, endosome to Golgi. The record is from RefSeq and is a predicted model, not a curated record. Gene Ontology annotation, cellular component: endosome; retromer complex. Lineage: Eukaryota; Metazoa; Chordata; Aves; Passeriformes; Muscicapidae. Bases 60 to 1040 code for a protein of 326 amino acids.